This is a messenger RNA of Eucalyptus grandis, 1254 nucleotides long. Its product is annotated as eukaryotic translation initiation factor 3 subunit F. Gene Ontology annotation, cellular component: eukaryotic translation initiation factor 3 complex, eIF3m. The record is from RefSeq and is a predicted model, not a curated record. The transcript is spliced from 6 exons. Bases 102 to 959 code for a protein of 285 amino acids. NCBI's taxonomy places the organism in Eukaryota, Viridiplantae, Streptophyta, Magnoliopsida, Myrtales, Myrtaceae. Gene Ontology annotation, biological process: translational initiation. Gene Ontology annotation, molecular function: translation initiation factor binding; translation initiation factor activity; metallopeptidase activity.
AGGAAACCCUAACACUGCAUUUCCUUCCAUUCCCUCUCUUUCUCUCUCUCUACGGCAACAGAUCGAUCGGGAGAGAGAUUCGCAGCAGCAGCACCACCACCAUGGCGGCGAGCGAGACCACGGCGCUGCACUUCGCGUCCCCGUCGACGAGCCUGACCGCGAGGGUCCACCCGCUGGUGAUCUUCAACAUCUGCGACUGCUACGUCCGGCGCCCCGACCAGGCCGUCCGGGUCAUCGGCACCCUCCUCGGCUCCGUCCUCCCCGACGGCACCGUCGACAUCCGCAACUCCUACGCCGUCCCCCACAACGAGUUCUCCGGCCAGGUUGCGCUGGAUAUUGAGUAUCAUCAUAACAUGCUGAUAUCUCACCAAAAGGUGAACCCAAAAGAAGUCAUUCUCGGAUGGUAUUCAACUGGCGAUGGUGUCACUGGUGGAAGUGCAUUGAUCCACGAGUUUUAUUCUAGAGAAGUUUCGAACCCUGUACACUUGACCGUUGAUACAGGAUUUAGCAAUGGCGAGGCUUCGAUCAAAGCUUAUGUUUCUACUAAUUUGACUCUUGGGGACCGACAGCUUGCUGCCCAGUUUCAAGAGAUUUCUUUGGAUCUGCGCAUGGUGGAAGCAGAGAGAGUUGGAUUUGAUAUCUUGAAGAAACAAUCGGUUGAUAAAAUUCCAGGCGAUUUGGAGGGAAUGGAAGCUUCUAUGGAACGUCUGCUAGCUUUAAUUGAUGACGUCUAUAAAUAUGUCGACAAUGUUGUGGAAGGCCGCACCCCUGCUGAUAACAGUGUUGGAAGAUUUAUAGCAGAUUCAGUAGCUUCCAUUCCGAAAAUGUCACCGCUGGCCUUUGAUAAGCUCGUGAACGACAGUAUACAGGACCAGUUGCUAUUGCUUUACCUGUCGAGCAUCACGAGGACACAGCUCAGCUUAGCAGAGAAAUUGAACACGGCAGCACAGAUCCUGUAAAUCAAUUCCGUACCCACUCUAGCGCCUGAAGGGAAAUUCAUCUGGCCUAGUCUUGUUUGUCGGUGUACGGUGACCACCAUUAGAUUGCUGACGAUUGUUUUUGGAAGUGAUUGUAAGGCUUCUUUUAGUAUUUGAUUGAGGGGGGGAAGUUUGUGACCUUCAGAGAGAUGAGAGAUUUUCAGUUUACCUGCGGUGGGAAUCUGUCAAGCAUCACACCAAUUUUGGCGUAUCGAAAUUUCCACCUAUCCAUGAAAUAUGCAACUUUGAGGAAUUACUAUGAAGUUAAAUUCUUUUC